Messenger RNA from Saccostrea cuccullata (small rock oyster), 2214 nucleotides. Its product is annotated as heat shock 70 kDa protein 12A-like. The transcript is spliced from 5 exons. NCBI's taxonomy places the organism in Eukaryota, Metazoa, Mollusca, Bivalvia, Ostreida, Ostreidae. The coding region runs from base 166 to 1926 and encodes 586 amino acids. The record is from RefSeq and is a predicted model, not a curated record.
AGUAGAAGUACUGAGACCCAAGAAAAGGGAUUUUAGUAUUUAAUGCUAAAUUCAAGCAAGAUUAGAAGUUUAUAAUUCCCGCCUAAUGUCAGUUAUGCACGAUCAAACAUCUUUGACACGGUUAUGGAUUUAGAGUGAUCUUGGUUGUUGUUUAUCAGGAACAAAAUGGCUGUGGCCACACCAGAGACCAAGCUGGUGGUAGCAGCCAUAGACUUUGGCACUACUUUUUCUGGGUAUGCUUUUGCCAUGAGGGAUGACUUGGAUAAGGACCCACCCAAAACGUUUGCCCCUCACUGGAACGCCCCUGAUGGCGGCCUCAUUUCAUUUAAGACCCCGACCACCGUAUUGCUGGACAAUAGUGGGAACUUGGUGGAAUUUGGUUUCGAUGCAGAGGCUAGAUAUGUAGAACUGGCGGAAGAAGAAGAACACGAAGAAUAUUUCUACUUCCGCAGAUUUAAAAUGCUGCUCUAUGAUAAAGUCAGAAAAAAUAAAUUGACCCUAGAUACCAAGGUGCCCGACAUUAGAGGCCGGGAACUCCCUGCUGUGAAGGUGUUCUCUCAUGCUAUAAAAUUUUUAAAAGAUCACUUGAUAGAUUCACUGGAAAACAGAGGGAAGAUAGUAAAGAAGGAGGACAUAGCAUGGGUUCUAACCGUUCCUGCAAUCUGGGAUGAUCCUGCAAAAUUUUUCAUGCGAAAGGCAGCACAAGAGGCAGGUAUUCCUAGCCAUCAGUUGAUGAUAGCAUUAGAACCAGAGGCAGCCUCCAUUUACUGUAAGCAUCUCCCGGUGGAGAAGUUUGAAGGCACGAACCACAUCAGUGUAUUUCAACCCGGCAGCAAAUAUCUGGUUCUGGAUGCUGGAGGUGGAACAGUGGAUAUAACAGUUCAUGAAGUAAAAAGCAACGGGAACCUGAGAGAGCUUGAUCGAGCCAGUGGAGGGGACUGGGGAGGGACCAGCGUGGAUCUGGCCUUCAAGAACUCCCUGAUGGAGAUAGUAACGGAGGGAAUGAUGGAGGGAUACUGUCACAAGUUCACCGGGGACUACAUAGCGAUGUUCAGGGAUUUCGAGAUAAAAAAACGCAAACGCGCAAGUGGAAACGACUCCAACUCCAAAAUAACUUUAAAAAUUCCAGCAACGUUUAUAGAAGAAUGCUCUGAAACUCUGGGUACCGACUUAACCACCCUCACCAAUAAGACCAGGUACCGAGGCCACUUCGUCUGGGGUGCAGACAAGGUCAGGAUCGACCUCCCUACCUUCGAUAGCUUCUUUCAGCCCGCAUGCGAAGGGAUCAAUAAACAUUUAAAAGAAUUGUUCCAAUCACCCAAAGUUAAGGGAAUUAAGAAAAUAUUGAUGGUCGGGGGGUUUUCUGAGUCGUAUAUUUUACAGGAGUCGGUCCGCAAGGCUUUCCCCGAUUGUCAAGUCAUUGUUCCCCAGGAAGCUGGGUUAGCCGUCCUUCGUGGUGCAGUUUUAUUUGGGGACAAACCAAAGGCAAUAGAGUCUCGUAUUGCAAAGUUCACGUACGGGAUUGAUAUGAGCACGAAAUUUGAUCCAUCAAAACAUAUGGAAUCUAAGAAAAUAAUCGUAGACGGAAAGGAAUAUUGCGAUGACAUAUUUGAUCGUCAUGUAAAGAGAGGUGAUGAGUUGAUAGUCGAUGAGGCCCAGGCUGAAAGAUCGUAUGUUCCUUUGACCGCACGUCAGAAACAAAUAAGGAUUGGUGUCUAUACAUCUAAAGAGGACGAUCCUUUCUAUGUUGAUGAAUGCGAAAAAAUUGGGUCUUUUGUUGUGAAAGUACCACUGGGCAUAGAUGAUCGCUCCGUUGAAGCGAGGAUGAUUUUUGGCGGGACGGAACUCACCGUGGAGGCCAAGGUAGUGAAAACGGGGAAAAUUGUUCCUGUAGAUUUUGAAUUACCAGAAGAGGAAAAGAUAUGAACUAAUUAAUUUUCGGAGAUUUAUUCCAGAUAAUUUUUUUCAUCUUAAUAUAUAACAAUCUCUUCCUCAAUGAAUAAUGAAUUAGACUUUGAUAGAGUAGAACCAAAUAUUCUGCUCAAUAUUUAGAGAUGUAAAAGUAGCACAUGUAGUUGCCAGCCUUUUCUUUAUUGUAUUAUACUCCAUAUACAUGUAUUCAUGUACCACCUAAAACAUAUAUUACAAACUCACUGUCAGUGUUCUGUUUUCUCUGUAACCUACAAUGGACUACCAAUAAAUCAGAUUACAAAC